UUUUUCUUCAAUCACAAUAUUUUAUAAGUAAGUAGUUUGUUAAAUAUUUAAUUUAAGAAAAUUAUUAAGUAUGUGAUUUAUUGGCAGACUGGUGCAAAAGCAAAGGACGAUCUACCACUUUCUUAAAAAAAAACCGUGGACCCCUUAAACGAAAAAGUGAAUCAGAUGGAUGCAAAAAUUGGAGCUGUUUUGGAGCGGUUAUUUUCAGAGGUGAUUGCUUUAAGGAAAGAAAAUGGUACCCUUCGAAACAAUAAGAGACCAACCAUUGCAGAGGGCGUCCUGCCAAGAAGCCCAUUUAAGGAAAAGCAUGCAUUUAUGGAAUUUGAAAAAGACCUUGGGAGUUCAAGUGAAAAACAACAAUUAUUGGUUUCUGAACUCGAAGCUAUAAAUAUUUUAAAUGUAGAUAAAUGUUUAAGAACGUACUGGCGGAAAAUUAUUACAGAUGAGGUAGCAGAACUUUUCUCGUGGAAGGGAACUGGUACCAAAUGCAACGCUAUUGGUUUGGCAACGACUGCGGCAAUAAGAAGUACUGAUUAUAAUAUUAUUUAUUACCACUUUUUAUUUAAUUCAAUUUUCCGAUUUCCAAUGGAGUUUAAUCUUUAACUUU
Messenger RNA from Rhagoletis zephyria (snowberry fruit fly), 607 nucleotides. RefSeq lists its product as uncharacterized. The record is from RefSeq and is a predicted model, not a curated record. Lineage: Eukaryota; Metazoa; Arthropoda; Insecta; Diptera; Tephritidae.